This is a messenger RNA of Rodentolepis nana, 582 nucleotides long. NCBI's taxonomy places the organism in Eukaryota, Metazoa, Platyhelminthes, Cestoda, Cyclophyllidea, Hymenolepididae. The record is from the annotation of a GenBank genome assembly.
AAAGUAAACUCCUCGUUUCGAAAUUAUUCUCUCCAGGUUGCUACAUUGGAAACCUUAUACAAUGAGCUGUUGAAUUUUUCGCAAACUCAUCCUAAUUUCACGGAAAGAAUUCCAAAUUUCAGUCUUCUCCUCUCAGGUAUUAAUAGACAAAGGGAAUUGGCGAAUAAAAUUCAAGCGAAUAUUGUUAUUUUAAAGGAUGAGGCAAAAUUCAAUUCCUCUCUUUUCAAAUUCAUUGUCUCCAUUCAGCAAGCUAUUGGUACUCUUACUUCUAAACCAACAAUAAUGAAUGAAUUCACAAAGCAGAGCAAUAAAUUGGUGGAUUUUAUUACAGACUUUGUUAAAAAGGAAGGAAAUAGCACUUUCAGUCGCAUAACUAAACUGCUAAUGCCCUGCUUCAAAGCACAUGAGGCCUAUUCAACUGUUGUGGACACAUUGUGUGGUGAAACUGGGAUAAUUUAUCGCCUAAUAGGCGGCAUCUCCGUCUUGGCACUCAGCGUCCUUCUAUUGCUCAUUCUUUAUUUUGCCAUCUUCAACUUCGUCUUCCUCCAGUUUGUGCUCAUAAGAAUGGACAAUAAAAAGUAA